GAAGAAUUGAUGUGCAUCAUCCACUUACCUAGAAAUAAGAACGAUCCAUUUGGCUUUGGUUGAAUUCUGUGGUGGUGGGUUGAUAGGCGUGCAUGCAUUUGAUGGAUUCGAAUAGGCCGCAAGGCCACGUAAUCCAUUGACUGGAAAUGCGGUACCGAAUCGAGAGGGCAAAUCGUGAAACUCUUCAACAAUUUGCUAAAUAAUAACAUUGAAAAUUAAAAUACAAGUUCACAUUUAUUUUAUCAGUCUAACAAAAUAGUCAUCAAGGUCUUACCUGAUUGUUAUAUUGUGAGUAAACCAGUACAUCUGACUUGGUUGUUUGUACAAACACUAUAAAUGUGAAAGCCAACGACGCGAUAAUUCGAUGCAUUGCAACGUGCGGUGUUUGAUUGUUGUAAACAAAAUCGAAAUGUAGUUGCUAAUUUAUUUGUUCUGUGUCGUUAAUAAAAACGAUGCAAGACCAUCGACCGAUAGGUUUUGGCUUUGAUUUUAAUUUUUUCAAUAGAUAUGCCUCAAUAAAAUUGUAACAAAUUUAUAGAAGUUUCAGUCCUGGCUUUCACAUCGCACAAUUUAUUCACUGAAGAAGAAGAAGAAGCAGUUGCCUUCAGUCCAGUCCAAUAUGCUGCAAUAAACAAAAAAACGAUGUUCUUUAUACAUACAACAAAAAACCCACAAUAUCAAUUAACCCAAAACAGUUCAAAACUAUAUUCCCAAUGUGUUUUCCGCGAUUAAAUGUGUCUGUUUCUUGGUGCUUGCAAUUGUGAAUGUGAAUAAACAUUUUUUUUCUGUUGUUGUUUCGUUUCGUUUCGGUGUAAAUUAACAUGAGCAGUUCUGGUCAUAUGUGUAUAUUCCAAAAAUAUAUUCGAGAUCUCAAUUGAUAUCAGACUCGAGUUAAUUUCUAUUUUAUGUGGAAACAAUAACGCGGUGUACGUGAUGAAAACUAAGACAGAAUGCACGAGACAAAAAUAAACAAAUUUCAAUGAUAGCUGUCUGUUGUUAUUUUUCUUUUUCCCAAUGAACCUGAUGUAAAUAUCGAAAAGUUAAGAAUUCACUCGUCAUUGAUAAAUAGACAAUUUAAUCACUAUGUUUUUUUUUUUGGUUCGAGCGUGUGCGUGUUUGUUGACCAUUCCGAAUUAGACACAUUGAGGCAAAUGUUUAAUUUUCAAUUUGAUAACUGUGCUCACUGCGACUGUUUGACAUUGUCUAAACAAAAUAAAAACAAUUGAUUUAUCGUGAAAAAUGCCAUCACUGGUCAUAAAUAGCCCAGCCAUAUCUGUUAUAUACUACACACAUAGAACAAUUAACAAUUAUUGUAUUGGCAAAACCGAGUCGACAAUUGUUUGCCAUUGCUUUGGCAAGAGUAAUUCGAUCGCUAAGUGUUAUCGAUCCCUUAGGUCGAUGGACAAAAAAAAAAUCGAAGCCUUUAGAAAUCAAUGUGAAAAAACAAAACAAGUACAACCGUUCGUUAGACGACAACGACGGAGUAGAUGGAGAGAAAAAAACAAACAAGGGAAAACACUCAACCACUCUUGUGUUGAUUUUAAUCGUUUUUUUUUCGCUGUUUAUUUCAGCCAAUACAUUCGUUGGCUCAAUCAAUACGAUAAUUGGGCUCAUGAUAAAAUAUAAACAGAGCUCACACUCGCUGCAACAACUCUCUACUGAACAGUGAAUUUGUACAUGGAAAUGGAAUCGACUAUUUCAAUAGCAGCAGCAGCAGCAACAACAACCGCAGCGUAUACCGAUAGAUGUGUAUGUUUAUUGCUACUCGUUCUGACUCGUGAUAUUCUCUGUGUUCCAUUAAACUCUUACUGCAAAUGAAUAACACACAAAAUAAGCGAUUUCAUAUAUGUACGACGCACAAUCCGUACUCAAAUACUUGAUUCACGUUGAAGCCAUGUUAAAAUCCGCAAGUAAUCGAAUGAACGGUCGAAAUUGCUGAACGGCACACCACAGUAUCACACAGUGUAUAGCGAAAUAUGUUCAAUGGAUUAUGAUCCAUUUGAAUUUAGCGAUGAACACCGUAUCACUGCCAUUUAACUAUAUUAUCGUUUCAAGGAAGCUAAAUGGAAUACAUUGACAUGACUGAACUGAAACAGUGCUAAUCUUUGCUGGUUGUCUGAAUUUCUUUUUAUUCAGUUCAACACAUUCUGUCUGUGUUGUUAUCAGCAUCGAUUGAAAUCGAAAAUAGCCAAACAUUCAUAAGCUUUGGGCUGGAUUUCUUUGAACUCAUUCGAUCGAUAAGGAGCUUAAAUUAUUUGAAGUGAAAGGAAAUUGUAUGUCGCUGGAAAACUCAUCGAAGGAUCCAUGCAUGAGCCGUAAUGACGUCAUAACCACUGAAACACACGAAUCGAUGCGGGCACAUGCGACAAAACAUACAUGACACAUAACAAACCUCUUUCUCUGCCCUUGAAUCGAUGGAUAAAAAAAGUAUUUGUCGAAUUUUCGGCUGAAAGCAGAUUUUCAGUGCAAAAACAUGUUUUUUUUCAUUCGAUAUGAAUCACAGAUAUGUGAUACAGAUUGUAUAUGCCUAAAGUGAAUUUUCGUCGCAAUGGUUCUUGAACGCUGACAAGAUCAUUUGACUUGAAUUAACGUCGAAUCAAUGAAUAAGUUUAUCCACUUCACACUUUGCAAACAGACACUCAGAACAAACAAUUGGAUAUGUUUUAAUAAUGAACAAUUACCUGUUCGCUUUGAGUGCACAACCAAUCUCUUGCAUCAAACGGUCUAAAAUUGAUUCACCAUAUGUCGUUUAGUACUUUUAUCAAUAUCACAAAAAAUUCAUUUCACAAAAUGCGCAAAUAAUCGCAUUCGAUUCAAAGUAAGAUGUCAUCGUUUGAAUUUCGUUUAAAAUGAAAAGUUUUUGUUUCUGUUUGCUUUGCUAGUUAACUUCACUUCAGUACAAACAAGGAUAGCAAAUUGUUUUUCCACUUUUGAUAUUGCACUUAGUACUUUGACAUUUGACUAUUCCGUAUUUUUCACUCUUUGUCAUCCACCAAAAAUGUAAACACACACACACACUCGAGGAAAGGAGCAUUAACAGCACUUAAAUUAAUUAUACAAACACACGAAAUGUGGAAAUGUCUAGUGAAUUGGAAAAUUUGCCGUCAUAUUGAAUCAAUAUUUCGUGCGGAUACAGCCGAUCUGGCGACCAAUCAAUUUAUUACGUCGAAACGUCAUUGUUCAGACGAUUUCUUGGCUUUUUUUCUGUAGUGUGUUUUCCCUCUCGCCCAAAUCAAUUUGUUGAUGAUAAAAAAAACAAUUUCUAUUGCGUCGUCGUCUUCACUGUCGCUUCCAACUUUCUGAUUUACGUGAAAUACAAAAUGAAGAAGAAAAAUAAUGAAAAAAUAUAAUCAUUUGUUUGUAUUUGUUGUGGUACAACCUCACUGUGCUGCGAAUAUUUUUGCUUUGUUCUCGUUUCUCUUGCUCCGAUCACACAUAUGAUAUUUUUCACUCACAUCUCCAAUCACAUAACAUUUGCAUCGACGUAAAAUAAGUAUGACUGAAUUUUUUUCAUUGUUUUUUUUUUCCUCUCCGUGUGCUCUCUUUUGCUAUCUCACUCGCUUGCUCGAUUGCUCAACACCACUCAUAGCAUGUAGCUGUGAACAACUGUCAUAUUCACGAUGUAUUACAAAUUGAAGAGAGAAAAAAACAGCUGUCAGAUUCUCUCAUUGUUUUUAUUUUUUCUUCUCUCGAUUCACCCAUCCGUCUCGUUCUCUAUCAGUGUGUUUGUUAUUUUUUCUUCUUCCUCAUCCAUACCAUGGCCGAAUUUCAUCUGCACGAUGUUCAUAUAUAUUGUAUCGUAAUGUGCGAUGGCGCCACUUGUAACGGAAUUACCAGUGGUGUACGUAAUUCAUUCGAAUUGAGUACGGAGCGCGUAAUUUGAAAAGAGAAUAUUGUUGGAAUGUAAUUGUUUUUGUCUACAUUUUUAAACAUUCAGGCUGAAUAAACAGUCUUAUGUUCAAGCCAUUGAAGUAUUUAUCAAUUUCAACGUAGAUUUGAGGCCUUCUUUAUAAUAGGCCGAAAGUUUUAUUAAAAGAAAAAUCAAUUCGUGCCGUUUCCAUCAACACAAAACGUUAUUAACAACGUUUUAUUUAAUAUUUUGAUAUUAAAAUAGGAAAAUUUUACAUUUACCAUGCGACCGAUUUUGAGUAGAUAACCUAAAUCAAAUGAAGAUUUAUAUGAAAGAAAUAUUUGUUGCGGUCAGAUUUUGGUUUUCAUUAUGAACAAACCACAUAUAAAAUAGAAUUUUAUUCCAAUUGCAUUGAAUCUUUCCUAAACAGUUCACCAUUUUUAUUACCAAAUACGGAUAUAUGCAGAGUCCGAAAUUCAAACAAACCGAUAAUCGAUUUGAGAUUCGUCAAUACCGACACACAAUCGCAGCGAAAGUUAAUGCAAAAUUGAAUCAUUAAGUAUGCAUGCAAAAUCAUGCCCAUUUCGUGGAAUCGUAUCCUGAUAUGUGCACUACUGGAUAAUAUGACGUCAGCGUAACGUACAACAAAGAGAGCAUUAGUUCGUUUGCACUAAGCACAAUGAACAAUUGCUGAGAUCGGUGCUUAUGAUGCUUUCUUUCAACUUAUGAAAGCAUCGGCUUGGGAUAUUAAAAAUGCAUUGAACAACACACAGUGUGAGUUCGAGGGAGAAAAAACAAUGUGCGAAUGACCCACUGCAAAUGAAUCGUGUUGAAUUCUGGUUCGAUUCAAAGUGGAUGUUUUUAUGGCUUUAACAGUCGUAGCGUGUCGCCGUUUCGAUUUACUUUCAUUACGUUAAAGCAUGUGGUUUUGGAAACAACGUACAAUGUCUUACGCACAUUUUCAAAUCCAAACGGUUUGCCAUACAAACGACGCUGUCGGCAAAAGAGAAAGAAACUCAAACAAUAGACAUAAAGAUGUUCGAAGAAAAACAAUAACAAAAGCAAAUCCAAGAAACAUCUGUUCAUUGAGUGUGUGCGUGAGUGUGAGUGGCACACCAACUACACCAGAUCCGAAGACGUUGAAUGCGUUUAAUGGCAACGUGUUUGCCAAAAUCAAAUAGUGCAAGACACACUAUUCAAAUUCUGAUGGUUUUCUUUACUCAUGAUUCCAUUUCUGUUUAUUUACAAAAAAAAAAAUGCUAUGAUUCAAAAAUUUGAUGACGCAGAUCAUAUAUAAAUAAAUCAAAAAUUCUGUGGAAGCGAUUGUACGCUUAUCGCAUCGUACAUUUCGGCUGAAUGGUAUUUCCCGUCGAUGUAUUGCCGCGCUAAAAUUCAUUUUCUUGGCUCAGUCUUCAAACGGACUUGAACACAGUAAGAACAUUGUUUGACACCAGACGCGAGUCAUUCAAGCAAAAGAAAUAAAAUUCGUUGUAAAGUCUACUACCGAGAAAAGUAAAACAAAUAUUUCUGCCGAUAACGUCGAUCAUUGAAAUUCAAAAGCAAAACAAAGAACUGAAUCAACGAGAAAGAAAAUCAUCGUACAAAAAAUCUAUACAUGAUCGUUGUAAUUAGGAGUUCAAUAGUAUAUUUUUACGAGCAUCGUAGAAACAUUUUUUUUGUUUCGUGUGUGAUCAUUAAUCGAUUAUAUUGUGUCGUGUGCAAUUAUUAUAUGGACGAAAGAAAGUGCAUUUAAGUUCAAGCUAUUCAAUGUCAAUGUUUUGGAGUUCACAUGUGCCAUCGUACAUAUGGAUGCAUUCAAACCUGUUGGUGUCUGUGUUGUGCACACACAAUUGCGUUGAGUCAAUGUGUUAGUGUGUGUGUGUGUCUGUGUACACUGGGAUUCCUGUGAAUUUUGAGGGAGAACGCAUACAACAGCAACAAAAGCCAUACACAAAAUUUAGGCGCGCGUCGAAUUCUCACGUGUAUUUUGAGCUCAUAACGCAUAAACAGAUAAACAGAGCAAAUCCAAUUUAUUUCCACAUAUAUAGACACAUAUUUUUUUGUUGGUUACUCCUUCGCUAAAUAAAAGUGCAGUAUUAUUGGAGUUGCCGUUUUUUUUGGCACGUGAAUCGGGUGUGGUGUGCACAACCGUUUACUUGAAGCAAACAACGAUUGAGAGAGAACGAGCAGAAGUGAAGGAAAAAAAAAACCACCACCAUUCGAUUUUUGCUUCAAUCGUGUUUUGUUGAUUUUUCAGUUGCCAUUGUUGUUGUUAUUGGUGCUCAUAUUUCUACCGUUUUUUUCCGCUCUAUAUUGACAAUUUUUUUCUUCGUCACAACGUUUUUUGUUGAUUAUCGCCGAUUCAUCGUACUUUUAAUUUGUGGAAACUAGUGACAAUAUUGCGUCAGUGGAUUCCAGUGAGAACAUUCAUUUGGUUCAACCGAAUUUGUAAACCAUAAAAACAUACAAAACAACAACAACAAAAAAACAGUUGGAUUUUAGUUGAAAAAACACAUGGUGGCGAACGAACACAAUAGCAAUUCGAUAAAAGUGUAAUUCUAAAUACAUUAUUUUUUUGUUGGGACUUUUUUUUCUUCUUCAUCGUUGAUUUUAAACUGUGUCUGAAUACUGCGAUCAGCUACCAAUAUGGCACAGUUAAAAAGUGUUUGUCAUACGAACUGAGCGAUUCUCGCUGAAUCGCAUCGGAAAUUAUCAAAUUCGCAACGGCGUUUUUGUUCACAAUGGAUAAAUCACAUGAAAAAUUACUUGAUGUCAAAUUAGAUCUGAAAGACGUUAAAAGCGAUAGCUGUUUGAAGAAUUGGGUGAAUUGGAUGGAAUGCCUGGUUAAAAUUGAAGCAAUCGAAUGUUUUCCGUGUUAUUUGAAAAUUGCUUUCUAUCAUAAGGAUGAUGCAUCUCGUGAAUAUCCAAUCAGUAUUAUUCGACUCAAUAUACCAGGCGUGCGAGUUGGUUCGGCUGCGUCACGUACAAAAUCGUUUACGUAUGGCAUUUUUUGGAAAAAUAACCGUAAGCGAUGUCGCCUUUUUCUCGCAUUCCAGAACAAACAAUCGUGCUCAAUGCACAUGAAAUGGGUGAAACAAUCUAUCGAUUCCUUGGAACUAUAUCGGAAAGAAAUUUUGGAAAAUCAUCGUAUCAGCCGAACAAUAAUAAAUGCAGUUACGUUUGAUGACGAUGAUUCAUUGUUGGACACAUCGAAAAAAAGUCUGAAUGAGACGCAUAUUGGACGUGAUAUGAACGAUAUUCUUGGUCCACUUCCUGAUAUUCCAGUUAGUUGUGAUAAUUCCAGAUUGUCGUUGAGACGUUCAUCGGGCUGCUCAAACAUUUAUGACGAUAUUUUAGAUCCAACUGAUGCUAAUGUUAAAAAAGAGCAAGAGUCACGCGUCUCAAUCGUGUCUGCUAUAUACGUUGAUAUGUCAGCACCAUUACAAUUAAACGAGAGUGUUGAACAACCACCACCAUUACCGCCACGUCGUCCAACGUUCAGCAAUGUUUAUACACCAGUUAAAUUGCAAGCCGAAGCUUCGACAAAAACACGUAAAUCAAGUUGGAACCUGAAGAAUGUGUUUGGCCGUACAAAGGAAGCAUCAAAGAACGGUAAACCAGUGGAAGCGUCAAAAAGUCAAACCACAGCAUCCAUUUCAAAGUUAUGCUCAAACGAUUGCGAGCCAAACUUGUUGGCAAACUGCAAAAAUAGUUUUUCAACGCCCGAUCUAACGAUUAUAAUCGAACCAAACAAAGCGGCGACAUCAGUCAAAUGCGAUGGCGAAGAAGUCGAUUUAGAUGUAAUGGAUAUUGAACGCUCAAAUUCGCUCAACUGUUCAAGCAAUCAAUUCGUUGGCCGUCCCGCUACACUCAACAUAUCCGAUAAUAUACUUUGGUCGCACAAUCUGUCGCUCACGUUAUCAUCAACCGCCAAUUCGUCAGCUAUCAAUUUGGUUGGUGCCAAUGUGAAUGGUCGUGACUCAUUUCUUGGCUGUGACGUAUCCGGCUACUGUAAAAUGGCACCAAUCCUAAAAAAAGAUGAUAGAUAUAAAUUAGUACGUACAUCAACCACACACUUUGAAGAUCAGCUAAAUCGAACGAAUAAGGGUCUCGACAGUUCAUCCGAUUAUUGUGCAAUGGCUCCGAUCCUACCCAAAAAUGAUCUCUCCACCAUAACGAAAUUAUCUAUUGAAUCUCCCGUUGCGAAUGCCUUGAAAAAUAUAACAUUCGAACGAACAUUUGAUUUUGAUGAGGAUCGUCCGUCGCUGUACUGUUCGUUGAGAUCAAUUGAACAUUCAAACCAAGCAUCACUCAGCGAUAUUACCACAUCGUCUGGUGUUAGCAGCUACGAUGGAAAUGCUGCAUUGUCGAGCACCAGAUGCAUUACACCCGAAACACCAUCAAAUUAUCGACAGGAACACGAUGACGCCAUAUCAUUAACAUAUACAGAAUCACCACCGCUAACUACCGAAACAUGUCAUAUCAACGAAAGCCCAUUUGUUUUCAAUUCAACGAAAUUCGACGAGAAAACACCGUCGUACUUCCCGAACGAGAAGUCUUCACCCGUACAAGAUUCAACAAAGUACACUGUUAAUACGAAGAAUGCAAAACAAAUGACACCGAAAAAUCGUCGCAAACCCAGCGCACCAGUUGCAAUACCAGUGAAUAAGGAAAGCAAUACAGAAAUCGGUAAUAAUUUGGUUCAUUUCAAGAAUGCAAAGAAACAAACCUGCAAAGGUGUAUUGAAAACACCAACAUCUGGUAAAGUACAAAAAUUCAAGCGUCGUGGUUCGGUUACGGAAAAUAUCACUCAAUUUGAGCAUCAUCCAACUGCAAUUGCGUACAAAAACGAAAACGAAAACUGUUACCACGAUAAUGGCUCACAUCAUCAAACAUAUCAACCGGCCAGAAGCUGCAAAUACGAUACAUUACCGCCGUCAUUCGAUUCGAAAACGGUGCUGUCACAUUUGGAUCCAAAUACAAAAUACGAACCAAACCGUCAUUCGAGCUUCGAAAAGAAUGCCAAAGCAACAAAGAUCAAGUCAUCACCACGUCGUAUUUACAACAAGUGGGCAACAUUGGCAAUUCGCUUGAAAACACCACCAUCCACACCGACCGAACUGACACCGGAUGACCGGCUCAACAGUAGCAUCGAUACAGCGAUGCGUUCAAAAAAAAACUACCACAUUCCAAGCGGCUCGGAUGGCUCAAGUAACGGUCUCACACGGUCAUGGGCACGAUUCCGAAAAAUCGAUUUUUCACCGCUCAAAACGAAAAUCAACAGCAUCUGGCAACGGCCAAGCAGCGAUACCGAAUCAUUCAAUUAGAUAUUAAGCUCGUAAUAGGGUACAAAAAAUAUUAAACGAGAAAACGAAACCGCGAAUUUUACUUUUAAAGCUAUAGGUAAUUUGUUAACCAGUUGCUUCUAGAAUGUUUAAUUAUAUCGUCAAUAGCUAUUUUAUAUGCAUAGAGAAUUUAAGCGCUUCUUGCGACUGUUAAAAUUUUUUUUUGCCUCUCCACUUCAAAGAAAUGCCUUUAAGUAAACAAACAGAAAAUAGAUAAAACCGCGAUACAUCGAAUUAAAAUUCAUAGCUAAAUUCAGAUAUUCUUUAGAAUAAAAACUAAAAUGCGUUUAGAUAGCUUUCAA
This is a messenger RNA of Sitodiplosis mosellana (orange wheat blossom midge), 9497 nucleotides long. RefSeq lists its product as uncharacterized. The transcript is spliced from 6 exons. Bases 6592 to 9177 code for a protein of 861 amino acids. The record is from RefSeq and is a predicted model, not a curated record. Lineage: Eukaryota; Metazoa; Arthropoda; Insecta; Diptera; Cecidomyiidae.